CGCUGGACCCGGAAGCGGAGCGGCUGAGUCACCCCGGCGGCGCGGGGAUGAGGCAGCAGCGCGGGGCGGUGGCGGGUGCGUCCCUGCCCGCCUGAGGCGCCCGCUCCCCGCCCAGCCCGCCGGCACCAUGAUGGAGGAGAUAGACCGGUUCCAGGUGCCUGCCGUGCGCGCCGAGAUGCAGCCGCUGGAUCCAACAGCUGCAUCCAUCUCUGACAGAGACUGUGCUACAAGGGAAGGAGAGACUGUAGCUAUGAACUAUAAGCCGUCCCCACUCCAAGUGAAACUAGAGAAGCAGCGGGAACUAGCUCGGAAGGGUUCCCUGAAGAAUGGCAACAUGGGAAGUCCGGUUAAUCAGCAGCCCAAAAAGAACAACGUGAUGGCCCGGACAAGGCUGGUUGUUCCCAAUAAAGGCUAUUCAUCGUUAGAUCAGAGUCCAGAUGAAAAGCCACUGGUAGCCUUGGAUACAGACAGUGAUGACGACUUCGAUAUGUCCAGAUAUUCCUCUUCAGGAUACUCAUCAGCUGAGCAGAUUAACCAAGACUUGAACAUCCAGCUGCUAAAGGAUGGGUAUCGGUUAGAUGAGAUUCCAGAUGACGAGGACCUCGACUUAAUUCCCCCUAAGUCUGUCAACCCCACCUGCAUGUGCUGCCAAGCCACCUCCUCCACCGCCUGCCACAUCCAGUAAUGAGGACAGCAGGACGUGAUCAGUGCUUUCCACUAUAACUGUAAAACUUAACGGGCCAUUGCUUCCUCCUAUGGUAGGACGUGCAUCUCUUUGUGUUCAUGGAGCCAGGAGAAACCAAAAAUCCAUUUUACGAUCAGUUGAUAAGUUCUUCUUAAGCCCUGGUUAACAAACAUAGAGGCUUGAAGUGCCAGACUGGGCCUGGUCUGGGGAGUUAAUGCAAAAGGGCCCAGUGGUCCUAGGUCUGUACAGACUCUGACUGAGGUCUGCAUGGUGGCAGGGCUGGUUUGGGGCAGCAGUUAUUCCUCCACGUCUCAACUAAUCUUAUUGCAAGAUCCAUGGUGAACUGGAGACACAAGGUCUUUCUAACAGAGUGGGGAAGGCAUCAUCCUUAAUUCAUUCCCUAAAACCGAUCCAUUUUUGCCAACCAACUGGGUCAGGGCAUAGGAGCAGAGUAAAAUAUUCUGGGGGGGAGCCAGGUCAGCAAGGAGUAACAUGCCCUGAAAGUCAGCUGCACUCACGGAGCACAUGUAGGCAGUAUUUCAUCCUGGGUCAAUACCCACAGCCUCUUGGGCAGCCAUGUCACACAUCUGAUGAAUCUGCUCCUUGUUUCACCUUAAAUCACCACCAGACAGGUAAAAUUCUGUCCACAAGCCAUCUUUGCUCCUUUUAGAUUCACUUUACUUCCAGGAAUAACCAUACAGUCUCCAUGAAUUCAAGCCAGGUCACAUUUCUUGGGUUUUGUUUAAAUUUUUUGUGGCCCAGCUCAUGCCAAACAUCCAUUAAAUAAAUUCUCAUAUGUGCAGGGACACGGAGAUUAGGGUGGGAAGACCAAACAUGGUGAAGAAUGAACAUUUUUCCCAGGUUUUCACAUGUUUAUCACGCAGAAUGCCAGUGUGUUCGGUAUUGUCCUAGGCUGGGAGGGGGAGCAUCCUUCCGGAACAAAAAGACUGUGGGUAGGUUCAGCUCAUUAAAAGCAUGAGGAGAACUGCUGUUAUCCCACCUCUACCCUUUUCAGGGACAACCAUAGCUCACAUUAAAGCUGUCUCAAGAGUGAGGGAACUUGUGUUUAGACAGUGCUCUCAGGAAACCUGGCUCUAAAAUAAAUGGAGGGACGGUAUCAUCAAUUUGCCCCGCAGCUGUGUUUGACACAGGCAGGUUUCCUGAAUCAUGCAGCACAUUGGCCUCCUGAUUUUUUCUUUUGUUUAGUUUUUGGAGCUUUUGGCUGCAGAGUGCCCAGGGAAGACUGCCAGCAUCGCCUUUAGCACUCACCUUAGACCUGAGCAAUUGAAAGAUUGAGGAAAAUUGGAUCAGUUUUUCUAAUCUCAACUCCUUUGUGGAAAUUCCAUAAUAUUGCAACAAGGUGCUCAAGUUUCACCUUUCUGAAGUACAAAGUCUUUGUUUAAAAGCCACAUGCAGUCAACCGAGUCCUUAAGCGGACACUGUCACCUGCUCUUAAUCGCUGUAAGUGGUGUUGGCUUUGAUUCUGCCCAUCACGAGGCACCACAUUGUGUGGCAGUCUGAGCAAAGGAUUAGGAGAUGGCGGCUCCAUUCCUCUCUUGCGUAGUCAUGAGCAAGACACUUCAAACCGUGUUUUCCUCAUCUGUGAAGGAGGGGAGGGAAAUUAGGGUGUUGUGAGGGCGAGUCAUUAUUAGUGAUCAUGCUUUGCUUCUUCAAAGUGCUUCAGUACUAACUUUUCCUGGCCAAUAGGGAGUAGAUCAUCCCAGAAGCAGGCUCUGCUGUUGCUUUUGCCCUUUUUAAUCACCUGAUAAACACUAAAGCAAAACAAGCUGCCAGAGCCAUUUUCUUUCUGCUUCUGUUGUGCCUCACUUCAGCUCCGACGCCAGCAGAGCUGGUGCUUAGCUUUGGGAAGAACUAGUCACCUCCGAAUAGCAGAGGAGCUCUUGCAGAAAAGACAGAUGUCAUUUGUUUUCCAGGCAACACAUUUUUUUUAAAGUGAAACUGUGGCUAAAUAGGAACAAAAAACUAAGGUCAGAUCAGUUACCUGAAUCGUUUGACAGUGUCCUUUUAAAGGACAAGGCUUUCAAAUUCCUCAAUGGCACUGUGUAAACCGGGACAAGUCAGGUCCCACUUGUACAGACACCCAAAUGUCCAUCAUCUCUCUCCUCUGGGUCAGUGCUCCAUCUUAGGGCACAAACUCUGCCCUACCGAGAGCCCGACCUGCCUGUGGUCAGCACCUUGCGGGGCUGCUCACCUGCAGUGAAAUAAUACAUGUUCUCUGCCAUGUCCUAUUCCAACAUGGGCUUCCCCUCUCUGAUCAGUGCCUGUGUGUCCUGAUCAAGAGGGCAUGCUGCACUCUGGAGCUCACCGUCUUCACACAACAGACCCCACCUGCUAUUUCUUUCUGUAUCCCAUCACAGCAGCAUUAUUUUAAUUGCCCCCAACCUUUUUUUUUCUUGUGAACUAAGCACCUGCUUCCAGUUUAACCCUCUAAGACCUCUGAGACUGAAAUGCCCAGUAGAAGGGGGAGGGAAGUUCGGACUACGUCCAGACAGUGACGUGACUGAAUGCCGUCCACAGCCACACAGUCACAAGCUGACUUUUGUUCCUUGUUCACAAAGGGGUUGGUUACAAAGAGCUGGCUUGGCAUGAUCAGAUACCUAAAAUGGAAAUUUUUGGCUUCUCCUCACUCGAUGCUUUGUGUCCAUAUAUUUUACUAGGGGAAUAAAAUAGACAGGGUGAGGGAAAGCAGUUAUCGAUGUCGGGUUGGUAUCAGGAAGGCUGAAUGCAUUGAGAAAAUGCACAUGUAGCUACUACAGAAAGUUGACCUAUAACCCUGUUACACUGCAGCCUCUUCUGCAGAAUAUGAACUAGUUUUAUGGUUUUUUAAUAAGGUUAGUACUAUGGUGCACAGUUGGGGUUAUGUACUACACUGAAAAAUGGUUGGUUAAACCUGGCUCUCCCUUUGUGGCCUCAUGUUCAGAUCCUGGGUUCAGCCAGAAUAUGACUUCUCCUGCCUUGUGCCAGCCAAAGAGGCCUAGACCAGUGUAUUGUCCAUCAUGCUGUGAGGCUCUGUCUCAGACCCAGAGGACUUUCCUGAUGCUGUGCAUUGUAAAACAGGCAGCCUGCUGGCCUGGAGAGCGCUCAAAUGUCUGUAAAUUGCUUGAGAGAAAGCUGGUUUCCAAAUCAUCCCUAUUUCAAGAUGUUUUCUCAAGCAUCAGAAACCCCAUCUUCCAGUCUCAAGCCCCAGAAAGCUCCAUUACAGCAUCCCAGCAUGUGAAAGCCUAUUGCAAUAUCAGCCAAAAGUACCAUGCCGAUACUGUUUGCUUAAUGAUGGGGAUAAAAUUCUCGCGGUGACCCAUAGGCCUGACAGAAACAUUUGCACCUGAUGCCUUUGAAUCCAAGCCCCUCUGUUUGCUCAUAAAUAAGGCCUUCAGGUUUUAGUUACCAAAGCACCAGACUUUAAUCACAUUCCUUCCUUUUUAACUGCCACAUGGAUCCCACGGACUGGCUCUGCUACGUAAGAUGACAGCACACAGGCCUGGUUUUCCAGCGUUCCAAAAAUUAAGGUCAUAACUAGGUUUACAAUGAAUAUUCACACUGAUGCCACAUUGCCAUGGGCAAAGAAUGACCGCUGCCUGGUGAGUGACUCCCAC
Molecule: messenger RNA, 4299 nt
Organism: Gavialis gangeticus (Gharial)
Lineage: Eukaryota; Metazoa; Chordata; Crocodylia; Gavialidae
Gene: FAM219A
Product: family with sequence similarity 219 member A
Exons: 6
Coding region: 128-685 (185 amino acids)
Source: RefSeq, a predicted model, not a curated record